Molecule: messenger RNA, 839 nt
Organism: Coregonus sp. 'balchen'
Lineage: Eukaryota; Metazoa; Chordata; Actinopteri; Salmoniformes; Salmonidae
Source: the annotation of a GenBank genome assembly
AUGAAGAAUCAAACAUAUUUGUGGGUUCUGGUGGGCAUCUUUCUCAUGCUGACUCAGACUGGAGUUGGUGAGUGUUGGAGCGAUGCAAAGCAAACCCAUAACAUUUGUUCUCCACAAUAUCAAGAAGAGUCUGAGAAUUUGCUCUCAUAUGCAUCUUGCUAAGUCAUCUCUUACAAUGGCCGCCCAACAGUGACUCAAGGACAACACGCAGACUUGACCUGUGAGCUCAUAGAGACAGACGAGGAGCUCAUCCAGAUCUCAUGGCAGAAGAGUACCAGGGGUUACCGUGCCAACCACAACUUCUUCAUCAUCACCCCAACCUAUGGUCCAUCACAUGUCAAAGGGCGGGGGGACAGGGUGGGCUUCAUUGGGAACACCACAGCACUGGUGGGCUCUAUCCGACUGGGGGAUGUGUCCCUGACUGAUGAGGGUGUCUACACCUGCAUCUUCACUGUGUUCCCCAGUGGGCCAUACAUGACAGAGAUCCACCUCAAUGUCCAAAGUAAGAGGUUAUUUAUGAUGUGUUUCCCCAAUGGAAUGAGUAGUUUGAUACAAUUAUGUUAAGGGUGUUCCUUUACCUGCUAUCCAAGGGUUAGGUUUUAAAGUAUAUAAAGACAUACAUUCAUAUUAAGUCAAUGUGUUUAUUGUGUUUUUUCCCAAUAGUUCCUCCUGUGAUUUCGGUUGCUGUGGAGACUCCACCCGUGGUUGCUGAGGGGCAGGAGAGCAUCUUGGCCACAUGCACAGCGGCUAACGCCAAGCCCCCUGCAGAGGUAACAGUGGAGCACGGCCAGUGCAAGACUACCACUGAGUCUGACAACCUCAACCAACACUACACCUGA